AUGGAAAUAAGGUCACAUGCCCUUACUGAUCAUGGUGUUAAUCGCGGGGAAAUCCUAACUUGUGGGGAGAUAAGAACUGAAUAUUCUACCCAAACCCCAGAAAAGAGUAACUCGAUUGAUGCGGUGCAGGGCGUUGUGACAAGGUCCCAGUUUUGGGGUGGGGACAAACUCAAGGCACCUCUUAAGGUCCUAACAUGCCCAAAUAAUACAUUGGUCGCGACAGAAGAGUUAAAAGCAGCACAAAAACGUGAUCCAACUUUGAAGCGAGCCCGGGAAUUGGCUACGAAGGGAGUGGAAAUCAAUACAGGCACUUCAAAUAUCUGUCGUUUCCUUUUUAAAAAAGGAUUGUUGUAUCGUCAUUUCCACUCUCCGUCAUUAGAAUUUGGGAGGACUUUUAAACAACUGGUGGUGCCAUCAGCUUUUCGUCUGGAAGUUAUGAAGCUGGGGCAUGACUCAAUCCUUGCAGGCCAUUUGGGUACCCAGAAAACUCUCAAUAAGAUUUUUACCCAGUUUUAUUGGCCAGCAAUGCAUGAACAAAUUAAAAGAUAUUGUCGAUCAUGCGACAUUUGUCAACGUACCAUCCCAAAAGGGAAAAUAGGGAAGGUCCCUCUUGGUACAAUGCCAUUAAUAGAUGUACCAUUUAAAAGGGUGGCGAUGGAUCUUGUAGGGCCCAUCAAACCAGCCACUACAAAGGGUCAUCAAUAUAUCUUAACUGUGGUCGAUUACGCAACUCGUUACCCAGAGGCUACACCUCUGAAACGGAUUUCAACAGAGGUUGUAGCUGAGGCAUUAUUCACUAUAUAUUGUAGAGUAGGAUUUCCAGAACAAGUACUUACAGACCAGGGUACACAGUUCGUGAGUGAUGUGAUGAGGGAGGUCAGUAGGCUGUUGUCAAUCAAGCAGCUAACCACUACUCCAUACCACCCUCAAUGCAAUGGCCUUGUAGAGCGUUUUAACGCCACUUUAAAGGGCAUGCUCAAGCGCAUGUGUAGUGAACGCCCGAAAGAUUGGGAUCGGUAUAUAGCACCUUUGUUGUUUGCGUACCGCGAGGCUCCUCAGGCUAGUUUAGGCUUUUCCCCCUUCGAACUAUUGUAUGGCAGGACCGUAAGAGGCCCUAUGACCAUACUUAGAGAAUUGUGGACAGGGGAGGCUACCAGUCCUGAAGUCCUCAAUACCUAUGAGUAUGUGCUUAAUCUGAGAAAUCGAUUAGAAACUACUUGUCAGAUAGCACAGCAGGAACUAACAAAGUCAAGUGAGAGGUAUAGAUCGCAUUUCGACAAAAAAACUAAACCUCGGAAGUUCGAAGUUGGUGACCAGGUUUUGCUUUUGCUACCCACCUCUGCAGACAAACUGCGUAUGCAAUGGCAAGGUCCAUAUAAAAUUAAAGAGCGGGUAGGGCAGGUGGACUAUCGCAUAGACAAAAAUGGUAAACUGAAGUUGUAUCAUAUCAACAUGUUAAAAAAGUAUGAGGAAAGAAGGAGUUUUGACAACUGUGAGAAAGAUUCUAUCACACAUUCACAAGUGGGUACUGCAGGGCUAUUAACAUGCAUAUCUACUGGCAUGGUUGUAACUCCACCAGAUGAUCAGAGAGAGGAUGGUCCUGAAUGUCGGUCUCCUGACAUAAUAGAAUUUGUGCCCCUUUUAGGGGAGGAGACAAUUGAAGAUGUGCAUUUAGGCCCAGAUCUCUUGGAGAGUCAGGUAAUGGAAAUCAAAUUAAUUUUGAGAAAGUUUACAAAAACUUUAACAGACUUGCCUGGACAGUCGAAGGUUGGGUGCCAUGAUAUAAAGUUGACGACAGAUCAACCAAUCAAGUGCAAGGCAUAUGCAAACCCCUUCGCAACCCAGAAGUUGGUCAUUAAGGAAGUGGAAGAUAUGUUAAAGAUGGGCAUCAUAGAACGGUCAGAUUCACCCUAUGCUGCUCCUAUUGUCUUGAUUAAGAAAAAAGACGGAAAGAUUCGUUUUUGUACAGACUUCCGUCGUCUUAAUCAAAUAACCGUCUUCGAUGCCGAACCAAUGCCUAACCCUGAGGAGUUAUUCUCCAAUCUUGCUGAGGGUCGAUACUUGACAAAACUUGACUUGACCAAGGGUUUUUGGCAAAUACCCUUGACCCCUGGGUCAAAACCUAAAACUGCUUUUCUCACUCCACUUGGGUUGUUCCAGUAUAGGGUUAUGCCCUUUGGCUUGGUCAAUAGUCCCAGUACGUUCUCGAGAAUGAUGAGGGUUAUUCUCGGGGGUAUGCAUGGAAAGGUCGUCAAUCUGGUAGACGAUAUAUUGAUAUACAAUAAACUAUGGGAAGAUCAUGUGUGCACCCUUGCUGAGGUUCUACAGCGUCUUCAAGAGGCUGGUUUAACAGUUAAACCAUCAAAAUGUUAUAUUGGUUUUUCCCAACUUGAAUUUGUCGGCCACGUCGUAGGGUAUGGUGAGUUGCGGACCAUGCCCAGUAAAAUCAAUGCCAUGCAAAAUGCGCGAAGACCAGAAACAGUUACCCAAGUAAGGGCCCUGCUAGGAUAUGCGGGAUAUUAUCGCAAAUUUGUACCCAAUUUCACAGCUAUCGCUGCUCCUUUGUACGAUCUAACCCGAAAAGGUCUGCCGAAAAAAGUAAUUUGGGAGAAGGUUCAUCAGCUCGCCUUUGAACAACUAAAACAUGCUCUUAGCAAUCCCCCAAUCCUUAAAUUGCCAGACUUUAAUCGUACAUUUGUUCUGAGAACUGAUGCUGCUGAAGUGGGGCUAGGGGCGGUUCUGCUUCAAUAUUACGAUGAAGUAGCCUUUCCUGUGGCAUUUGCAAGCCGAAAACUAACUAAAGCAGAGGUAAAUUAUGCGGUAAUAGAGAAGGAAUGUCUUGCGUUAAUAUGGGGCCUGCGAAAAUUUCAACAGUACCUUCAUACUGCUAGUUUCUGGAUUGAAACCGAUCACAAACCACUGAUAUAUAUGAAAAGUGCAAAAUUUACUAAUAGCAGGAUUAUGAGAUGGGCGUUGUAUAUGCAAUCAUUUUGA
Molecule: messenger RNA, 2994 nt
Organism: Saccoglossus kowalevskii
Lineage: Eukaryota; Metazoa; Hemichordata; Enteropneusta; Harrimaniidae
Biological process (GO): DNA integration
Molecular function (GO): nucleic acid binding
Source: RefSeq, a predicted model, not a curated record